Octopus sinensis (East Asian common octopus) is the source of this 1767-nucleotide messenger RNA. Its product is annotated as tRNA pseudouridine synthase A. Gene Ontology annotation, molecular function: pseudouridine synthase activity; RNA binding. The transcript is spliced from 19 exons. Gene Ontology annotation, biological process: tRNA pseudouridine synthesis; mRNA pseudouridine synthesis. Gene Ontology annotation, cellular component: nucleus. The coding region runs from base 198 to 1661 and encodes 487 amino acids. The record is from RefSeq and is a predicted model, not a curated record. Lineage: Eukaryota; Metazoa; Mollusca; Cephalopoda; Octopoda; Octopodidae.
AUCCGUUUGUUGAAUUUGUCAGCAUUUUAUUUCGUCGUAAUCAAAACUACAGAGAACUUUUGGUUCUAUACUUCACGUUAACUCCAAUUCGUGCUGCUCCAAAGAAAAUUCUCAUUUACCACGUGUUUAGGUGUUUAAAAUUCAGAAGAAUAUUGAAGUUACCUCCUACAGGGACUCUCCUGGGAAGCAUUUGAUGUAUGCUGAAAAGAAUUGUGUCCAAAUUAGUGCUUAGGUUGAGGCCAAGGAAAAUGCUGGAAGUGUUAACAACCAGUGAGGCUGCUGCCGUGAAACAAGAAACUGAUGACAAAACAGCAAUGAAGAGACAGCAUGAUGACGACGAUAAUGAUGACAGCAAAACUCCUUCGAAGCUUCUUAAAAAAUCCGAAGCAAACAUUCCUAUCCGAACUGAUCGGAAACGUAAAGUAGCAUUGUUGAUGGCAUACUCCGGAGAGGGUUACUAUGGCAUCCAAGUUAAUUCCGCUUUCCCAACAAUUGAGAGUGAACUGUUCAAGGCACUGGUUGCUGUUGGACUUGUGCCACAAGACCAUGUGGACAACCCAUAUAAGAUGUCUUUCCAAAGAGCUGCUCGUACAGAUAAAGGUGUAUCUGCUAUUGGACAAGUUGUUUCACUGAAGAUGUUGAUACAUUUUGAUAAUUUGAUUGAUCGACUCAAUGAGACACUUCCAAAACAGAUCAGAAUCUUAGGCAUGCUGCGUACUACAAAUUCUUUCAACAGUAAGAACCAUUGUUCACAUCGUACAUACAUUUAUGUUAUGCCAACGUUUGCACUGACUCCUGUAGAAGAGAAUGUUGUUUUAGAUUACAGAAUAGAAGAAAGCAAACUGGAAGAGCUGAACAGCGUUUUAAGUUUGUUUAAGGGCACACAUAAUUUUCAUAAUUUCACCUCUGGACGGAAAUUCUCUGACCCAAGUGCCAACCGUUACAUUAUGGAUUUUGAGGCAGGAAAACCAGUGGUCAUCGAUGGUCUAGAGCUGGUCACUAUCAGGAUUCAAGGCCAAAGUUUUAUGUUGCAUCACAUUCGUAAAAUGAUCGGUUUAUCAAUAGCCAUUGUUCGAGGAUUUUGUGGGAAGGAUGUCAUUGAUCUUGCAUGGAAGGCUGAGAAAGUGGAUGUUCCCAAAGCACCAGGAUUGGGCCUUGUUCUAGAAAGGUUGCAUUAUAAUGGUUACAAUAAACGGUUCGGCAAUGAUGGCAUCCAUGAACCUUUAGUGUGGGAUAAAUAUGAUGAGCAAAUGGAGAAUUUUAAAGAAGAAUUUAUCAUGAAAAACAUUGUCGAGAAAGAGAAAGAAGAGAAAUCGAUGCUUAAUUGGCUUGUCAGUUUACACAACCACACCUUUGGCUACGUGGACGACGAAGGUAAACGGUUACCUACAGCUAUGUAUGGGGCACAGAAGAACCUGAAGACAGCAGAAGCUAAUUCUCUAAGCAGUGGACCAGCAGAUGCUAAUGAAAAUACUGAGACUAACACCACAAAUGACAAAACAGACACUACUACUACUACUGCAGUCACAGCUACUGAUGUGGCCUCUACUACUACAACUGCCACUGCCACCAUAGAUACUACUACAGAUACUACUACUGCUACAUUUAGUGACGAUGAAGUUGAGCAGAAAGUUCCUGAGUCAAUGAGAAAGCUUUCAUAAUAAUAAUAAUAGUAAUAAUAACAAUCAUAAGGAUACUCAAAUAAUAAUAAUAAUGAUGAUGAUGAUGAUGAUUUGUAUAAAGACUUACAGGAAGAAGGAAAAAAAA